AUGGACUCUCCAUCAAUGUUAACACCAACGGCAAAUGUACCUCGUGCAACAUCAUCAUCAUCAUUACCAUUUGUUCAUCGUUAUUAUAUACUUUUAAAAGCACAUUAUUUUCUUUUUUUUUCGGCAUUUG
Messenger RNA from Rotaria sordida, 130 nucleotides. Lineage: Eukaryota; Metazoa; Rotifera; Eurotatoria; Philodinida; Philodinidae. The record is from the annotation of a GenBank genome assembly.